Ziziphus jujuba (common jujube) is the source of this 3786-nucleotide messenger RNA. Its product is annotated as protein SMAX1-LIKE 4. NCBI's taxonomy places the organism in Eukaryota, Viridiplantae, Streptophyta, Magnoliopsida, Rosales, Rhamnaceae. Bases 340 to 3654 code for a protein of 1104 amino acids. The record is from RefSeq and is a predicted model, not a curated record. The transcript is spliced from 3 exons.
UUACUAAAGCUCAACUAAGCUCUCAAAGCUCUUGCUUCAAAAAUCUCUGCAUCUACUUCCACUACAGGUUUCCUUUCUAAUAUAUUCACUUCAGAAAAAACUCCUUAAUUUCUGCAUUUUUUUUCCCUCUUUAUUAAAAGAGAGGAAAAACUAUCUACAAUCUCUCAUCUCAGGUUAGAGAAACACACAAGGAAUUGUGGUGGGGGUGGUGUGAAGGGGGUGGGGGAAAAUAUAAGAGUUAAGAAAAAGAAAAAAAAGUGUUUGUUUCUCGAGAAAACCAAAAACAGAGUGUUUUGACACUCAGGGGGGUGGAGAGGGGGGUGGGGUUUUAGCCAAGUGAUGCGCUCAGGAGCUUGUGCGGUCCAGCAGACCCUCACAGCGGAGGCUGCUUCAGUACUGAAGCAUUCUCUAAGCUUAGCUCGGAGGAGAGGCCAUGCUCAGAUCACUCCUCUCCAUGUGGCUGCGACUUUGCUGAGUUCAAGAACCAGUCUUUUAAGAAGGGCUUGUCUCAAAUCUCAGCCACACCACCAAACAACAACAACCUCUCAUCAUCAUCAUCACCAUCCUCUUCAAUGCCGAGCUCUUGAGCUCUGCUUCAAUGUCGCUCUCAACAGGCUCCCAACUACCCCUGGUCCUCUGCUUCACGGCCAACCUUCUCUGUCAAACGCUCUGAUUGCUGCCUUGAAACGAGCUCAGGCUCAUCAGAGAAGAGGCUGCAUAGAACAGCAACAGCAACAGCCUCUUUUGACUAUCAAAGUUGAGCUGGAGCAGCUUAUCAUUUCAAUCUUAGAUGAUCCUAGUGUUAGCAGGGUUAUGAGGGAGGCUGGGUUUUCUAGUACUGCCGUGAAGAACAAUAUUGAGGAUUCCUCUGCUUCCUCUGUUUUUCAGUGUUAUAGUAGCUCUGGUGUUGGUGGUGUUUUCUCUUCACCAUGUUCACCUUCUGCAACUGAUCAUCAAAACCAGAGGGAAAAUAUCGUUAAUCCUGGUAAUUUCUGGCAUACCCAUUUCUUGUCCUACUCUUAUGACCAAAACCCACUUCUUUUCUCACCUCCUCAGAAGAAAGUUUUCCCCAUCAUCACUACCACCAACUCCGAAUCAUCUGCAGCUUCUUCUGUCAAGGAAGAUAUAAAGUUGGUUUUUGAGGUGUUCUUGAGGAAGAAUAAUAACAAUAAUAAGAGAAGGAACACUGUGAUAGUCGGUGAUUCUUUGUCUAUAACUGAAGGUUUGGUUUCUGAGCUGAUGGGGAGGUUAGAGAAAGGAGAUGUUCCUGAAGAACUCAAACAGACCCAUUUCAUCAAAUUCCAAUUUGCACCUGUCUCUCUGAGGUUCAUGAAAAGGGAAGAAGUUGAAAACAGCAUUUUGGAGCUGAAAAAGAAAGUGGAUUAUUCUAUUGUAUCAGGAGGUGGGGCUAUUAUAUAUGCAGGAGAUCUGAAAUGGACAGUGGUUGAUGAGAAAGAAGGAGAUCAUCAAGUCUGUGGAGGAGGAGGCAAUUAUAGUGCAAGUGAUCAUUUAGUUACAGAAAUAGCAAGGUUGGUCUGUGAUAAUAAUCAAAAUGGAAGCUCAUCAUCAAAGCCAAAGGUUUGGUUAAUGGCUACUGCAAAUUAUAACACGUAUAUGAGAUGCCAAAUGAGACGACCUCCACUUGAGAUUCAAUGGGGUCUUCAAGCUGUUUCCGUUCCAUCAGGUGGACUUGGUUUGAGCCUCCAUGCUUCCAGCCUCCAUGACUCAAGGAUAAUGUUGUCCCAAAGCCCACCUCAAUCGCUAGAAACAAAGCCAUUUGCUAACAAAGAAGAACAAGAUCAUCAGCUCUUGACUUGCUGCGCAGAAUGCACUUCACAUUAUGAGAAAGAAGCUCAAUUGUUCAAGUCAGGCCAGCAAAAAUUGCCUGCCUGGCUCCAACCACAAGGAACCGAAGCCCGUCAAAAGGAUGAGUUGGUUGAGUUGAGAAGAAAAUGGAGCAGAUUGUGUCAUAGUCUACAUGAAAGCAAACAUAGUCAGAAUCAUUUGAGCUCAACUUUGUGCAACAAUCAGGGCUUGAUUGGAAAGAGCUGCUCUUACACUGGUUCAUCAUACCCAUGGUGGCCCACAAAUAAUAGCGUCUUUCCAGAUUCAAACUCAAUCUCCUUUGCUGAUUCACCUCCAAAGCCUGCUGCAUUACAAAGUUCCAAUCCCAUACCCCGUUUCAGGAGACAACAAUCAUGUACAAUCGAGUUCAACUUUGGCAAUGGAAUCCAAAAGCAUCAUCACCAUGAUCAUCAAGUGGUGGAGCCUAGCUUAGAUUCUCUCAAAAGCAGAGAUGAUCAUGAUCAUGAUCAUGAUCAUGAUCACGAUCAUCAAGGCAAAGAAGUUAAGAUCACCCUUGCACUUGGAAAUUCUGUCUUCUCUGACGAUUCAAAGAAAUGGGUACUGGAAAGGAAAAGUGAAAGUACAACACAGAGAGCUGAAAUGUGUAAGCUUUUGAAAGAGAAUGUGCCAUGGCAAUCGGAGACAAUCCCUUCGAUAGUGGAAGCCAUUAUUGAUUCCAACUCAGAAAAGCAAGAAACUUGGUUAUUGGUUCAAGGGAAUGAUUGUAUUGGAAAAAGAAGGCUAGCUCGUGCAAUAUCAGAGUCAUUUCUCGGUUCUGCUGAUUUACUCCUCCAUUUGAAUACGAACAACAACAAAAAGCGCAUUGGUACUACUUCAAUUAACCAGCAACAAUCUGAAAUGAUGCUCUCCAGAGCUUUGAAAACACAUAGGAAACUUGUUGUGCUUGUGGAAGACAUCGAUUUGGCUGAUACCCAGUUCAUGAAAUUCCUUGCUGAUGGAUUUGAAACAGGGAAAUUUGGAGAAAUUGAGAGAAAACAAUCUGAUAUUGGUCAGGCAAUUUUCAUUCUCACCAAGGGUGAGACAAUGAGCCAUAAAGUUCAUAACUUGGUACACAAGAAUUCUGUGAUCCAGAUGACAUUCAAGGUCGAUGAAGAAACGAAUAGUACCGGUUUCGGUUCGACGAAUUUCGAUCAUCACAAGCGAAAGGCAGAGUGGGAACUGUGCAAGAAUGUCAUGGCAAAGAAUCCAAGAAACAAUGACAAGGAAAAUGCAGGUACCAAGAAAGAUUUCUCGAGGCAAUCGAGCUUCAACAGUGCUACACUUGAUCUGAACAUGAAAGCCGACGAAGAAGAAGAAGACGAAGACGAAGAAAGCGAAGACAAACCGGGGGAAUUGAGCCCGAUUUCGAGCGAUUUAACAAGAGAAACUAACAAUGAUGUUCAAAACCCAAAUGGGUUCUUGGACUCCAUCGACAACCUUUUUGUGUUCAAGAGAAGCCCUGCUCGAGAAAGAGAAAUGGCAGAGCUUUUCUCGGCGAUGAUGGAAGGUUGUUGGUUUGGAGAGGAACGUGGGAGGGAGCAAAAUGGAGUUAGAUUUAGUGUGGAAGAGAGGGUGAUAGAGAGGGUUUGUAUUGGUUCUGGUUUUUUCACGAAUAGUUUGUUUGAGAAAUGGCUGAAAGACGUUUUUCAAACAAGCUUGAGAAAUAUUGGUAAAUUUGGCGGGAAGGGAGGAAAAGGUACGGUUGUAAGGCUUUGUUUGGAUGAUAAGAAAGAUGACGAGGGAAUUUUGGAGGAUGGUUUCAUGGGUUCAUGUCUUCCUAAAAAUAUCCAAGUUUCUUUCAAGGACUAGUUAGAGUGGUCAUUUUUUUUUUUUUUCAUGCUCGCUUCUCUCUCACAAAAAAUCUAUGGAAAAAUUUAAUGACCACCACAUUGUCCUUUCUGUAACUUCUAGUUGUCUUAAUAGGAAUGUGUUUUUUUUUUU